Pelecanus crispus (Dalmatian pelican) is the source of this 2557-nucleotide messenger RNA. NCBI's taxonomy places the organism in Eukaryota, Metazoa, Chordata, Aves, Pelecaniformes, Pelecanidae. The record is from RefSeq and is a predicted model, not a curated record.
CCUCCCGGUGCACCCUGCCAAGAAGCGGAAACACUCCGAGUCACCCCCCAACACCCUCAAUGCACAGAUGCUCAACGGGCUGAUAAAGCAGGAGCCAGGUAUGGGGUCCGUGCCACUCAACCCUGACAGAGUCCAAACGCCUCCCUGGCACCAGCCGGGAGCGCUUUCACCAGGCCUGAUUCAAGAUAACGACAGCUUGAACGGCUCCUACCUGGAUCCCAACUACCAGUCCAUCAAGUGGCAGCCCCAUCAACAGAACAAGUGGGCAACUCUGUAUGAUGCCAACUACAAAGAACUCCCGAUGCUCACGUACCGCGUAGAUGCUGACAAGGGGUUCAACUUCUCGGUGGGUGACGACGCCUUUGUGUGCCAGAAGAAGAAUCACUUCCAGGUCACGGUCUACAUCGGCAUGCUUGGAGAUCCCAAGUAUGUGAAGACCCCCGAGGGCCUGAAACCCUUAGAGUGCUUCUACCUGAAGCUGCACGGAGUGAAGCUAGAGGCCUUGAACCAGUCGAUCAAUAUAGAGCAGUCGCAGUCUGACCGCAGCAAACGGCCCUUCAACCCCGUCACGGUCAACCUGCCUCCAGAGCAGGUCACCAAGGUCACCGUGGGGCGGCUGCACUUCAGCGAGACCACCGCCAACAACAUGCGGAAGAAAGGCAAACCCAACCCAGACCAGAGGUAUUUCAUGCUCGUGGUAGCCUUGCAGGCACACGCGCAGAACCAGAACUACACGCUGGCAGCCCACAUCUCUGAGCGCAUCAUUGUCAGAGCCUCCAACCCCGGCCAAUUUGAGAGCGACAGCGAUGUGCUCUGGCAGCGGGCACAGCUCCCCGAUACUGUUUUUCACCACGGCCGGGUUGGCAUCAACACGGACCGCCCCGAUGAAGCCCUUGUGGUCCACGGUAACGUGAAGGUCAUGGGUUCGCUGAUGCACCCUUCAGACGUCCGAGUGAAGGAGGACAUCCAGGAGGUGGAUACCACAGAGCAGCUGAAGAGGAUCUCCCGUAUGCGGCUAGUACACUACAACUACAAGCCCGAGUUUGCGGCCACGGUGGGCAUUGACAACACCUCUGAGACAGGCGUCAUUGCUCAGGAGGUAAAGGAGAUCCUCCCUGAAGCUGUGAAGGACACCGGGGACCUGGUCUUUUCCAAUGGGAAGACCCUUGAGAACUUCCUGGUGGUGAACAAGGAGCGCAUCUUCAUGGAGAACGUGGGAGCCGUGAAGGAGCUGUGCAAACUGACAGACAACCUGGAGACCCGCAUCGAUGAGCUGGAGAGGUGGAGUCACAAGCUGGCCAAGCUCAAGCGGCUGGACAGCAUGAAGUCAACCGUGAGCUCUGGGGCGUUCAGCCAAACAGGAAGCCAGUUCAGCCGCGCGGGAAGCGUGCCCCACAAAAAAAGACCCCACAAAGCAGCCAGCAAGUCGCCGUCAGUGGUCCCGGAACAGGCCUGCAUCAGCCAGCGCUUCCUGCAGGGCACCAUCAUUGCCCUGGUCAUCAUCAUGGCAUUCAGCGUGGUGUCCAUGUCCACGCUCUACGUGCUGAGCUUGCGCAGCGAAGAGGACCUUGUGGAUAUCGAUGGGUCAAGCCAGAGCUUUGACAAAACGCAGACGGUGCGAUCCACAGCUGCGCCGAGCGGAGCCGGCGGCAGGACCCCCACGCACCACGUCACAGAGGACACGCACGACGCAGUCUUCGGCUUACCUGGUCACAGCGUGCUAGCCUGCUUCAGCCCACCGUGUUUCUCCGUGUGCUGCUCUGCUGCUCCCACCAACGUCUCCUCUGUUGCCCUCUCUGAGGCCAGCCCCACUCAUGCCACUAACCGGACAGACCAAAGUCAGACCUCACUCCUGCCAGUGACAAAUAUCAAAGCCAAAUCCAGGGGCAUCACGGGGAAAGCGACAUCCUACACCAAGUGGCCAAAGACGCCUGACAGGUCUCAGAGCUUCGGCAGCCCCAAUGCCAGCCCCUCCUCCCCCUUCACCCACAGCCAGGGCAAAUCCAAGUACAUCUCCAACCUCUCGCUCUCCCGCAGCAACUCGCCGCUGGGGCAGGCCCGGCAGCAGCGCAGCAUCAAGCAGCCGGUGAGCGAGUGGCCCCGCACGCAGGAUCCCGGUACGGAUGGGCCAAGCCCAGUGCUGCACUCCGUCCGGAUCGUGGAAAUCAAUAUGGCCAUCCAGUCCCAGUACUGCGCAGCCGCCGAUGCAUGCAGGGCUGGAAACUUCACCUACCGCAUCCCCGUCAACCAGCUCACAGCAGUCAACACCAACCUGACGCUGGAGAUGAACUCCUCCUCCGCUGUGUCCGUCUCCCUUUGCGGCCUCGUCGCCAGCGACCCGUGCCAGGAUGCUGCGAGCACGAACAGCUUAGCUGCCGAUGCCACAGACGCACAGGAAACGAUGCACCGUUGGCCUCUCGUGAUGAUGCCAUUCCGGGAGUUUACCUACCACUUCCGAGUAGCACAGCCUGGCCGAGCCAACUGCAGCACUGCUCCCGAGCAGAUGGGACACUUUUUCACUGACUAUUAUUUUCAGUUUUACUGGCUCUGUGAGUGA